Messenger RNA from Dacryopinax primogenitus, 1752 nucleotides. RefSeq names its product DEAD-domain-containing protein. The coding region runs from base 72 to 1715 and encodes 547 amino acids. Gene Ontology annotation, molecular function: RNA helicase activity; ATP binding; mRNA binding. Gene Ontology annotation, biological process: cytoplasmic stress granule assembly; P-body assembly. The record is from RefSeq and is a predicted model, not a curated record. NCBI's taxonomy places the organism in Eukaryota, Fungi, Basidiomycota, Dacrymycetes, Dacrymycetales, Dacrymycetaceae. Gene Ontology annotation, cellular component: cytoplasmic stress granule; P-body. The transcript is spliced from 5 exons.
GCUUGCGUACCGCUGGUUCGCCAUCAUCCACCUCGUAACCUGCUAGUAACUCUUCACCGAUAAGCAAAUUUAUGGCAGAGGGAUCAUCAAAAUCGCACACAUCUAUUUCAACGGAGGAUGAUUGGAAGGCGGGUCUCAAAGCUCCUCCCAAGGACCAGAGGCCACAGACAGAAGAUGUGACGGCCACGCAAGGUCACAGCUUUGAAGACUACUACUUGAAGCGCGAGCUUCUAAUGGGUCUGUUUGAGAUGGGCUUUGAAAAACCGUCGCCUAUUCAAGAAGCCGCGAUACCUGUUGCCCUCACCAAACGCGACAUCCUUGCGCGCGCAAAGAAUGGAACUGGAAAGACCGGUGCAUUUGUCAUCCCCACCCUCCAGCAAGUCGACGUGGAAAAAAAUCACAUCCAAGCCCUCAUCCUCGUGCCAACGCGUGAGCUCGCCCUCCAGACUUCCCAGAUUUGUAAGCAAUUGGGCAAGCAUAUGGGAAUUAAGGUCAUGGUUACUACUGGCGGUACCACGCUGAGGGACGAUAUCAUGCGUCUUGGCGAAACCGUCCAUGUUUUGGUUGGCACGCCCGGCCGUAUCCUUGAUCUCUCAAGCAAGGGCGUCGCUGAUCUCGCCAAGUGCCCCAUCUUUGUCAUGGACGAAGCCGACAAACUUCUGUCCGCCGAAUUCACUCCCGUCAUGGAGCAGUUGCUGUCGCAUCUGCCGGAAGACCGUCAAGUCAUGCUCUUCAGCGCCACUUUCCCCCUGUCGGUCUCACAAUUUAAGGAAGACCACAUGAAGAGACCAUACGAAAUCAACCUCAUGGAAGAACUCACCUUGCGUGGUGUCACUCAAUACUAUGUAUUCUUAGAGGAGAAGCAGAAGGUUCAUUGCUUGAAUACUCUGUUCUCCAAGCUGCAAAUCAACCAAUCCAUCAUUUUCUGUAAUUCUACGAACCGUGUCGAGUUGUUGGCCAAGAAGAUCACUGAACUUGGAUAUUCCUGCUUCUUUUCUCAUGCUAAAAUGCUCCAGCAACACCGUAACCGUGUUUUCCAUGACUUUAGGAAUGGCGUCUGCCGUAAUCUCGUUUGUUCGGAUCUUCUCACUCGCGGUAUCGAUAUUCAGGCUGUGAAUGUUGUAAUUAACUUCGACUUUCCCAAGACUUCGGAGACGUAUCUCCAUCGUAUAGGUCGUUCCGGCCGCUUUGGUCAUCUCGGUCUCGCUAUCAACCUCAUCACAUACGAGGAUCGGUUCAACCUUUACCGCAUAGAGCAAGAGCUUGGAACCGAGAUUCAGCCCAUUCCCCCUGAUAUCGAUAAGAGUCUAUACGUGGCACCGGUCAAUGAUGACGAGGAAGCAGACCGUGAACGCCAACGGGCUCAGGCCUUGGCGGCGCGUCGCGCUAACGCAAACAAUAAUGCGAACCGGGGGGGUGGUGCUGCCAGCAGGACCCAGCAAUUUGCGAAUGCUCCCCGCCAAGGAGCCCAGUCUCAACAGCGUCCUCCUCAGUCCCAGGCUCCAUCUCAGCCCCAGACCCAGACCCAGCCUCCUCGCCAGCCUAACUAUGCCCAAAUCUCACAGUCCGUCCCUCAGCAGCCGAUUCAAUACCAGCAGCAUGCGGUUGCCCCUCCUACGCAAGGAGGUUAUCCGAUCAAUUCUCUCCCACAGCAGUACAUACCGCAGCCUGUCGCUCACAGCGGCGGCAUGCAUCCAGCUCAACAGCGGUACUAGCGACGGCAGUUGGAUCCUGAGUAGGUACGUGAGAGCU